Molecule: messenger RNA, 576 nt
Organism: Anopheles arabiensis
Lineage: Eukaryota; Metazoa; Arthropoda; Insecta; Diptera; Culicidae
Product: von Willebrand factor-like
Exons: 2
Coding region: 248-523 (91 amino acids)
Source: RefSeq, a predicted model, not a curated record
AAUGCGUGCAGCGUACUGUUCCGUCUGGUUUGGGAGACAACGUCCCACCGUUCCCCGUGUACCUGUUGUUUGUCCAGUUGUACCGUAACCGAUGCAAAAACAGACAUUCAAUCAUCUGAACCUAAAGUACGAUGGCAGUUAGUAACGAGCUGAGCUAGCACGAGUUGCCACCUUUUCAUCGUUUCUGUAGGUUCCCCGAUUUUCCAACACUCUGUAAAACCGUGCCAAUUAUUCGUUCCAUCCAACCAUGAAGGUGGUUGCUGUGCUGUGCUUCUGCCUACUGGCAUUCGGACUGCUCAUGACAGUGGGUGCUGCUGACGUGUGCCGCUUCGGUGAACGUUGGCGAUGCGGAAGUGCGAAUUGUGAAAAAAAGUGCGAUACCUUGACCAGCACCACCGAAUGCACCGAACCCUGCACCGAUGGGUGCUACUGUGAACCGGGAUUUGUGCGAGUGUCCGUCGGUAUCUGUUCGCCCCAGUUUAUUUGCCGCUACAAGAACGGUUCGCCUAGACUAUACGCGUAAGCGGGUGUAAGGUCGUUCGGCGUGUUAUUCAAUAAAUGCAUCCCGCAACAUAG